Molecule: messenger RNA, 762 nt
Organism: Colletotrichum chrysophilum
Lineage: Eukaryota; Fungi; Ascomycota; Sordariomycetes; Glomerellales; Glomerellaceae
Exons: 2
Coding region: 1-762 (253 amino acids)
Molecular function (GO): oxidoreductase activity
Source: RefSeq, a predicted model, not a curated record
AUGUCCCUGUCCGGGAAAGUCGCCCUCGUCACUGGCGGCGCGCGAGGCAUCGGAGCUGCCAUCGCGCUGAAGCUUGCCCGGGAAGGUGCCAGAGUCGCAUUCACCUUUGUCAAUACGUCCUCAAUAGCCAAGGCGCAUGAGGUCAUAUCCGAGAUCGAGGCCUGCGGGUCCUCCGCCACGGCCAUCCAGGCCGACGUCUCCAAGCACCAGGAAAAGGUCGUCAAGCGCGCCAUGAUGGCCUUUGGCGUCACCAAGAUUGACAUUCUCGUCAAUAAUGCCGCGGCGACGCUCACCGCGACCCUCGACGACACCAGCCCCGAGGACUACGACCGCAUCUUCAACACCAACACCCGCGCCGUCUUCUUCAUGAUGCAGGCCGCAAAGGCCCACAUCGCCCCGGGCGGGCGCAUCAUCAACAUCUCCUCCGUGGCGGCCCGCGCCGACACCCCGGGCAGCAUGGCCUACGCCGGCAGCAAAGCGGCCGUCGAGGCCUUCACGCGUGUCGCCGCCCGCGAGAUGGGGCAGGCACACGGCGUUACGGUCAACUGCAUCAGCCCCGGGACCGUCAAGACGGAGAUGUUCGACUCGCUGCCCGACGACCAGCGCAGCGCGGACCUGGAGCGGGCGACGCUCACGCCCGCGGAGGCGCGGCUGGGCGCCGUCGAAGACAUUGCUGACGUUGUCGCCUUCGUGGCGAGCGAUGAGUCCAGGUGGAUUACGGGCACGGUCAUCCCCGUCAACGGGGGCCGACUGAUGAACUGA